This is a messenger RNA of Cornus florida, 1371 nucleotides long. RefSeq lists its product as uncharacterized. The coding region runs from base 217 to 1239 and encodes 340 amino acids. Lineage: Eukaryota; Viridiplantae; Streptophyta; Magnoliopsida; Cornales; Cornaceae. The transcript is spliced from 5 exons. The record is from RefSeq and is a predicted model, not a curated record.
UCAAUCAUUCGAUUGCAGGGGCUCACACUCAGAUAAUAUCAGCUGUAUAAGCGAGGGCUCACACCAGAAAGUCCAAGAACACACUUCUUUCCAACUCUCUUCAAGUGGGUUUUCUCUAAUCUUUGCUAUGGGCUCACACAAGAUAAUAUCAGCUGUAUAAGCGAGGGCUCACACCAGAAAAUCCAAGAACACACUUCUUUCCAACCCUCUUCAAUCAUGAUUCCACAGAUAGCAAUGGCGGUGACAGUUGGUCUUCUGGGCUGGGUAUAUGUGUCUUUAAAGCCUCCCCGCCCAAAAAUAUGUGGUUCCCUGGGUGGUCCUCCUGUUACUUCACCAAGAGUCAAACUCAGUGAUGGGAGGCAUUUGGCCUACAGAGAGUCAGGUGUUUCCAAGGAAGAGGCUAAGUACAAGAUCAUUGUCAUUCAUGGCUUUGAUGAUUCCAAGGGCAUGAGCAUGGCCGUCCCCAAAGAACUUAUAGAGGAGCUACAGAUAUAUUUCCUGUCAUUUGACCGAGCAGGUUAUGGUGAGAGCGAUCCAAAUCCAAAGCGCUCUGUGAAGAGUGAAGCAUUUGAUAUUCAAGAACUAGCUGACAAGUUGCAGAUUGGAUCUAAGUUUUAUGUGAUUGGUGUCUCCAUGGGAGCAUAUCCUAUUUGGAGUUGCCUAAAAUACAUACCACACAGGUUGUCAGGAGCUUCCCUAGUUGUUCCAUUUGUCAACUACUGGUGGCCUUGUUUUCCGGCUAAUGUAUCGAGAGAAGGCUUCAAGAGGCUGCAACCGCAGGACCAGUGGACAUUCCGAAUUGCACAUUAUGCCCCUUGGUUGUUCAACUGGUGGAUGACUCAAAAAUGGUUCCCUACUUUAAGUAUCAUGACAGGGAACAUGGCCAUUUUCUGCCAACAGGAUUUAGAUACCAUUAAGAAGCUCUCGGAAACGCCAAGUGUUGGUCGGGAAAAGGUUCGACAGCAAGGUGAAUAUGAAUCUCUCUUUCGAGACAUAAUGGCUGGUUAUGGCAAAUGGGAAUUUGAUCCGAUGGAUGUAACUAAUCCUUUCCCUAACAAUGAGGGCUCGGUUCACAUUUGGCAAGGCUACGAAGACAGAAUCAUCCCCUUCCAACUAAAUCGUUAUCUUUCAGAAAAGCUUCCCUGGAUUCGAUAUCAUGAGGUUCCAGAUGUUGGACAUUUGUUAGUCUUUAACAGUACUUUAUGUGAAGCCAUCUUUAGGGAACUCUUGCUAGGAUGAGCUCCACCUACAUGUUGUGGCGUCUUUGUUCUAAUAAACUGCUUAAUGUCCUACGAAAAAUGUUGUUUGUAAAAUGCUUUGGCGACUAUAUAGACGAUUAUAUAGCAAAAAUUAUCAGUUAUUUUCUUGUCA